AUGUCCUCCACUGCGUCGCAUCCCCCGUUUAAGUCCGCUGCGUUUCGCCGCGGUGCGUUGGGCAGCCCCGCACCGACGACGGUGGGUAACGACCAUAACAUCAACGACAGUGAUGUCCGGCGGCCUUUCAUCGUGAUUGCGCCGCCAGCAGCACCCCCCGUGCCGGCACUCCAGCGAGGAAAAGAGUGGCGCCCUUACCCCAGCGUGCCUUUUUAUGCCACGAUGCAAGGCCUGCAGCUGGUGAUGGACGUGGCCGGACCCGAGGAGGACGCCAGUGACGAUUUGAAUGAUGCGGAACUGCUAAAUAGCCUUCCGACGCUGCAGACACUUUUACAAGGGGCUGCCACAAAAUACGGCAGUAUGUACUACCUGACUUCUCUGCAGGCAAGCCGCAAUCCUUUGCUUUAUCCUGCAGAGGCAUCCCGGUGGCAUACUGGGGUCUCUACGGCUGCUUCACUCGUGGCAACCACCGAGCUGGACUACUGGAAGUACCUCCAAGCCCUACAGGAUGUCUUUUAUCGCUUCACUGAGCUACGUGAUCGCUGUUGCACUGAAUUUUCACAGAAGCUCUGCACACACCAUAUUUUCUUUGUGCACCUCAGAGACCAUCCUCGGCUAAAGGAUCUCAUGGCGAUGCUGGCGGUUGAGCAGGCUCGCCUUUGCUUCUGCCUUUGCGCUUCUUCAAGGGUGACACAACAAUACUUUACACAGCGCGCGCAGGAUGUGGGGGUGGAGCUGGAGUGGGUGUUGGGGUCUGCGUUAGUGACGGAGCCGGAUAGUUUGACAAUGACGGAGGUCAACCCCGUUUUUGCUUUAUGGGACGUGUUUGUGAACCUGCCGCUGCACACCACCUCGCGGACGCAAGAGGUGGGUGACGUGGCGGCAACAGUGCUGUCUCCCGACGGUGUCAUCGCCGAGCGCUUUUUGCGAAACGUCAGUGUGACACUUGUUUCCUCGCUACGCUUCGCUGGUAGUGAGUGGAGCGCCCCUGCGAUGCGGCUGUGCGAGGUGGGGCAGCUCUCGGAGAGUGGUCGGCGCCGACUAGUCUGGUCGUUGGUGGCAACCCCGUGUGUCGUGCUGCCGCACCUUGUGGUGGGCCUCGUGCGGUGCCUCGUCGAGGAGAGCCCUGUCGACUACUUUGAGAUGCGAUUCACACACGAACAUGCCGCAGCUGCCGGGAUGGACGCUGCAAAGGGCGCGGGCCGUGGCGUCGCGUGCGUGGCGGGAGCUCGCCAUGGGGUAACGCAGCGUAAGAGUGCCUCCUCCACCAGCAGCAAUAAUUUGCGCGCGUUUAGCCGCCUCAGCGCUGAGGCGUGGCUUUCCGACGAUGACCGCCGGCAUUACGGUCUUUUUCUGGAAGAUGAUCCGAUUCCAUUGGAAUGCGAGUUCACGAUGGAGGCGCUGCGCUACCGCCGGCAGAUGGGCCGCACAUAUCCCGCGACAGAUGAGGAGUUACUGCACCCGCAGUGCUGGGGAUGCAGCUUCCAGAUGGAAAACCACGUGGAAUGCAUUUUGGCCGACGACGAGGGGUGA
This is a messenger RNA of Trypanosoma rangeli, 1533 nucleotides long. RefSeq lists its product as uncharacterized. The transcript has a single exon. Bases 1 to 1533 code for a protein of 510 amino acids. NCBI's taxonomy places the organism in Eukaryota, Euglenozoa, Kinetoplastea, Trypanosomatida, Trypanosomatidae. The record is from RefSeq and is a predicted model, not a curated record.